GCCUAGAAGUGUGGGUUGGGAGUCGGGCGGGGAGAGUGGAGGGGAGGGUGGGGUGGUGGGUAUGAUGGUGGUGGAUGAGGAGGAUGAGCCGGUGUCACCCGGCACUCGGCCCUUCUUCAAGCGUCGCGGCAAUGCAGGGGGCGGCUGUGGCGGGGGCGGCUAUGUGGCAACCAGCCGCUCCUCACACUUCCUGUCCUGCGGCGCGCUGGGGGCACCGUUGGACGACCAACCGGGGGUGCCGUACACCACAACCGUCUUCCCGGCCUCCAACAUCUCCCUCAAUACCUACACCAAUGCCAACAAUGCCAACACCGGCGCAAACAGCAACAGCAACAACAACAUCGCUGGCAACACAACCGCCGCCGCAACGGGAGCAGCAGCGGCAGCAACGGCUAACGGCGGGUACCGUCGCUCGCUACCCCACCUCGCCAUCCCCGCUACCAACAGCACCGUCCUGAACCCCUCCUCCUCCUCCGCGCAACACUCGCCGGUUCAACACUCGCCCGUCGCCCACUCAUCCCCCGUCAUGCUGUCCCCCACGUCCGCCGCUGCUGCCGCCUUGCAGCAGCAGCAGCGGCCGCCCUGGAGGAACAGCUUGGGAUCGCUGUCGGCCGCGCCGCCGCUGCCGCCGCUGCAAGAGGGGCACACAGACGGCGGCUACCAUGCGAACGCUGCCAUCAGACCCCACCCCCACCAACCCCACCCCCAGCAGCAGCAGCAGCAGAAUGUAGGAAGCUCGGAGGGAGGUGGAGGCGGGGGCGGAGUCACACAUCGCACUAGCAGCAGCAGCAGCCUAGGCGGUGGAGGCGGUGAGGGUGCAGCGCCUGAGUCCCCAACUACUUCGGUGACCGGGCCGCUUGGGAUGGUGGGUGGAGCGGGGGCGGGAGGGGGAGCGGAGGGGCUGGAGCGCGGUCGCCGCAAUGGGGCAGGCGGGAGUCGGCACUUGACGGCGAAUGCGAAACGUCGCGAGCGAGUGGCGUCAUUGAGCUGCAUCUCGCUACGUCAGCAGCUGAUGCAGGAGGUGACGGAGCUGCGGCAGCAGCACCAGCACCAGCAACAACAACAACAACAACAACAGCAGUUGCGGCAGCAGUACUACCAGCAGCAGCAGCAACAGCAGUACCAUCGCGGACCCAUGGGUCACCACCACCCGCACCUCCCCCGCUUCCCCCUGGAGUAUCAGCAGCUGCAGCAACACCCGCAGGACCAGCAGCACGCCGGCCCCCAACACCCGCUGUCGCAUGUCCUUCACGAGUACGAUGCUCAGUGGUUCGGUGACCUGCAGCCCGAGCACCAUGGCAUGCACCACCAGCAGCAGCACCAGCAGCACCAGCAGCCCUUACAACCCAACCUGGGUCGGCCCCACAGCCGCGGCCACUCGAAUGGCUCGGAGCCCCACCCCCCGAUGUGGCCGCAUGCGCCUCCCCAUGUCGCGGCAGCCCUUGCAGCCGCAUCGGGUGACGUUCACCAGCCGCCGCCGCAGCAGCAGCAGCAGCAGACCCCCCACCACCAGGGGGGAGCCGCAGCCUCGCCGCCGCCCACAGCUGCAGCGGAGGGUGUUCCGACCACCCGGCUGAACGGAAGCCGCGGCGGUGGCGGCGGCGGCGGUGGCGCUGCAACGACAUCCAGUCGGCUGGGCAGCACCCUUCCGAACAACACAUUCCACGGCAGCAGUCCUGAGCCAGCAGACGUGUUCUUCAGCUCCUGGCGAAGUGCCCAUGGAGCUCCUCCUCACAAUGCCGCCGCCGCCGGCCGGUUGACGUCACCGUACACUGUCGUACGUCCAACUCCUGACGGCAGCGGCGGCGGAGCCGGCGGCGGCGGCGGCACCCCCGCUGCCGUACUCUCCAUCGGCCUCAACGGUGGCGCCUUCGUCGGGCGUCCUGUCGGCGUGCCGCCCCGGCGCGCGCCACUGGGCUUCCUGCGUCCCGUUUCGCCGUACAUUCCCUUCUCCGCCGUCGACCCGAGCUCCGACGCCGCUGUGGUGGCCCGCGGCGGCAGCCCGCCGCCCCACCCGGGUCCCCCCGGCGCCGCCGGAUCCGUCAACGUCAUCCCCAAGCUGGUCGCAAGUAACCACGGGUACCUGCAGCUGAAGCCCCGGUCGCGGCGGAGCAGUGACGCCGGCCCGAUUGGCGGCGUCGGCGGCGGCGCCGCGGGUGCGGAGGUCGUCCUGGCGGGUCGCAGCUUGAGCGCCGCCGCCGCCGCCAACCCCCAGAACCCGCCCAUUGUGUACUGCAACCCCUCGCGACCCGCCACAUUCGCUCUCGUGAAUGGCCUGGCGAGCAGCGGCGGCAUCACGGCUGCUGACGAGGAGGACCGUCCGCCGUCGACAGCAGCAGCAGCAGCGGCGGCGGGGGCGGCGGCGGGGGCGGGGGUGGCGGCGGCGGCAGCGGCGGAGAAGACCGAUGUGCACACGCACUCGCAUGCGUAUUCACACCCGUACGGGUACGGCAGGGCGCCGUCACGUGGCCGUACAACCUCCAGUCCGCCCAGGUCGCCCCAGCGGAGCGGCGGCGGCGGCGCAGCCGCCGCCGCCGGUGCUGCUACCUCCGGCGGCGGCGGCAAUGCCGGCGGCAACGCCGUCUCCGGCGCCAAUGGUGGCUGUCGUCGCAGCGUCUGCGGCGGCCGCCGAGCUGCUUCCUGGCAAGAUCUGGGCAGCCAACGCGCCGCGGAGCAAUACGCCGCCAGCCUGCCGCUGGGGCUGCUCAGCGUGUCCUUCUCCACGGCGGGGCUCAGUCGCGUGCCGCCGCUGCAGCGGUUGCUGUACCUGGAGUCGUUGGCGCUGUCGUACAACCGCCUCGUGGGGCUGGCUUCGGAGCAGCUCAUGGGCCUCAGCCCGAACCUAAAGGUGCUGACGCUGGUGUCCGCGGACCUGGACGAGCUCCCCCCGGACUUCGGUUCGCUGCUGCCGGGGCUCAAGGAGCUCAACCUGUGCAGCAACCGCCUGACCCGCCUGCCCGCCAGUCUGGGCUGCAUGACGCGGUUGCACUCGCUGUCUGCGGCGCACAACCAGCUGGCCGCCCUGCCCGACUGCCUGUGGAGCAUGACUUGCCUGCAGCACCUGCUGCUGCCGCACAACCGACUGACCUGCCUGGAAGAGGGGCUGGGACAGCUGAGGGAGCUGCAGACCCUAGACCUGGGCUUCAACCAGGUUGCCUGCCUGCCCGCCUCCACCACCAGUCUGGGCGGCUGCCUCACGCGCCUCUGCAUGCCGUACAACCAGCUGCAGGACCUUCCACCCGGUUUCAUGACCUCCAUGACGCGGCUGCAGGUGCUCAUACUGGACUUCAAUCCGCAGCUAGCGGCAUGUGCGCAGAUAGGAGGCGGGCGGGGGGGCGGCGCCGC
This is a messenger RNA of Astrephomene gubernaculifera, 3345 nucleotides long. NCBI's taxonomy places the organism in Eukaryota, Viridiplantae, Chlorophyta, Chlorophyceae, Chlamydomonadales, Astrephomenaceae. The record is from the annotation of a GenBank genome assembly.